Messenger RNA from Mangifera indica (mango), 4154 nucleotides. Its product is annotated as kinesin-like protein KIN-7G. Gene Ontology annotation, molecular function: microtubule binding; microtubule motor activity; ATP binding. Lineage: Eukaryota; Viridiplantae; Streptophyta; Magnoliopsida; Sapindales; Anacardiaceae. Gene Ontology annotation, biological process: microtubule-based movement. The transcript has 14 exons. The record is from RefSeq and is a predicted model, not a curated record. Bases 1082 to 3958 code for a protein of 958 amino acids.
AAUUAGUGAAAAUAAUAUUUGGGACUUUUUCAAUGUCUUCAAGUUAUUCGAAAAUUUGGGCUGAAGCGCAAGUUUAGGGCAGAUUGGUAAAUAUAACAUGGUGAGUCAGUUAAUAACGAUUCAGCUUCGCGCGGUAGUUUUAAUUCAGAGGCCAAUAUUGAAGAAGCCGACGCCAUAGUCAUACAUAUUUUCUUGUAAAAUUUCAAAUACAGAGACGGAGAGGAAGGAUGUUCUCUCCAUCUCUGCAAGAGGGUUCAAAUUGGUUGCCUUAUGAAGUUGUGCUGUUCCUAGGUAGAUUCUAUAUUUGGGAUUCUACCUGAUUCAUAUGCUUUGGAUUUUGCGGUCAACGAGAAUAAAUUUCAUACAACUAAGGAACAGCCACAAAGAAGAAUUUUGUAAGAAACCCAAAUAAAUCAUUGACAAUUUGAACGAACAGUUUGUGCACAUGGAGCUAGUGAAGAAGAAUCUUGGAAAAAUUACAAACAUUCCUUGAAAACGACUCUCAUUUUUAGUUUCUACUAGUUAAAAAAUAUUGUCUCGCAACUAUUUUUUUUUUUAAUUAAUUUGCAAGCUAUUUUAUAUUUGGGAAGACUUUUGACAGACUGUAAUUGGGGACCAUUUGGGAAAAGUUCAAAUGAAGUAUUAAAUUUCCAUAAACAACUGUUACCUUGUUUGUUUCGUAGAAUACUAAUAGCUGAUGAUUGACGAUUUGUGUUUUAUAUGACUUGUUUGAAUUAAAAAUAAGUCAAAUUAAGAUAUGGGUGUCUGGGAUGAGACAGAACACAGAGGAAAUGGUGGGUUGAUUUAGCACUAAUCCAUGAUUAGUCUGUUGAUGCAGAUGAUUGUAAGGUAUGAAGAAAGUUAUGUGGCCCUUGUGUUUUGUAGAAGACCAUCAAUUGCUUUAUUAUUGAACCUGAAUGGUGAUUCAUCACUUGAAUAGUGAAGAAAAAGUUGUGAGGUGGUGAGGAAAAAAAAAAGCAAAAAAUACAGUCUUGGUCAAAGUACUUUGAUUUCUUUGUAGAUGGUCGCAUAUUAUAUAUGUACUUUAGAGUUCGUUUUGUGAAGAAAGGAAAAGUUGAAGAUGGGAGCAGCCAAUGAGGAGGAGCCCAUGCAAGGACCAAGCAGCAAUGUCGAAAGAAUUUUUGUUUCAGUUCGAUUGCGGCCUUUGAAUGAGAAGGAAAUUGCUAGAAAUGAUGUGUCAGACUGGGAAUGCAUCAAUGAUACCACUAUCAUAUACAGGAACAGUCUUACGGUUGCUGAAAGGUCCAUGUAUCCAACUGCUUAUACAUUUGACAGGGUGUUUAGUCAUGAUUGCACUACAAGGAAGGUGUAUGAGGAAGGAGUCAAGGAGGUGGCUCUUUCAGCAGUCAGUGGCAUAAACUCAAGUGUUUUUGCUUAUGGGCAAACAAGCAGUGGAAAGACGUACACAAUGACUGCAAUCACUGAGUACAGCAUGGCAGAUAUAUAUGACUACAUAGAUAGCCACAAAGAAAGAGUAUUCAUUUUGAAGUUCUCUGCUAUGGAGAUUUAUAAUGAAUCUGUUAGAGACCUUCUCAGUACAGACAGCACUCCACUUAGACUCCUCGAUGAUCCAGAGAAAGGAACUAUUGUUGAGAAACUCACAGAGGAAACUCUGAAGAGCUGGAGUCAUUUUAAGGAUCUUCUAUCCAUCUGUGAAGCUCAAAGGCAGAUUGGGGAGACUUCUCUGAAUGAAACAAGCUCCAGAUCUCAUCAGAUCUUGAGACUGACAAUUGAAAGCUCUGCACGUGAGUCCUUUGGCAAUAGUACUAGCUGCCUUGCAGCCACUGUGAAUUUUGUUGAUCUUGCCGGAAGUGAACGUGCUUCUCAGGCUUUAUCAGUUGGCACAAGAUUGAAAGAAGGUUCCCACAUAAAUCGUAGUUUACUGACACUAGGAACUGUUAUCCGUAAGCUAAGCAAGGGAAGAAGUGGACAUGUUCCUUAUAGAGAUUCAAAGCUAACUCGCAUACUGCAGUCCUCCUUAGGAGGAAAUACUAGAACUGCCAUCAUCUGUACCCUGAGCCCUGCACGAAUUCAUGUUGAGCAAUCCAGGAAUACCCUCUUGUUUGCAAGUUGUGCUAAAGAAGUGGCUACUAAUGCACAAGUCAAUAUAGUCAUGUCUGAUAAAGCACUGGUAAAACAUUUGCAACGAGAAUUGUCUAGAUUGGAGAAUGAGUUGAGAACUUCAGGAGCAAUUUCUAAUAUAUCUGAUUAUGCUGCAAUUCUCAGAGAAAAAGACAUCGAAAUAGAAAAGCUAAAAAGAGAAUUAAGUGAGAUGACUCUGCAACGAGACUUGGCUCUUAGUCAAGUUGAGGAUCUACUACAAGAGGCCAGAAAUAGAUCAAAGGAUAGAACUCCAAUGGUGGUAUAUGCAGGUCUUGAUCAUCAGUACCCAAAAUUGCGAAUUCGAAAUUCAUUGGAUUCUCCAAAGUCGGAGACCCCUGUUUUUGAGGACCCUCCCUAUCUAGGUAUCAGUGUUAGAUCUUCUGAUGAAUCUCCAUACUCAAAUGGACACAGCAGGAGUAGUUCUGCCAUCUUACAACAGAAUUCCCCUGGCUCUUGUUCCUUUCAAGAGGGCAAAGUGAGUGUUCCCAACUUUGUUGGAAUUGAUCUGUCUCAGGAGGAGAUUGAGGCAGAAAUUAACGAAAAUGUAGAGGACAUUUACAAGGAUGUUCGAUGCAUUCAGACUGAAGAAAGCUCAAGUAGAUAUUCAGACUCAAAUGUUUCAGAGUCUAGCAUCAAUAGGUAUAGAGAUUCAAAUGCAACAUGUAAUGAAGUAAAGCCAGCUACCACUGGAUUGACUGAGGCUGAGGAUGAAGAAGUGAAGCCAGCUACCUCUGGAUUGACUGAGGCUGACUAUGAAGAAGUGAAGCCAGCUACCUCUGAAUUGACUGAGACUGAGAAUGAAGACAGAGAAAAGAGAGAGAUGAGGUCACCGACCUUGAAAGAAGAGAAAGGGUGGAAGAACAUCCUUCCAGAUUCUGUUUUUCCUACCCCAAAAGAACCAUCUCCACAGUUGUUCGAAGAAGACAUGAGUAGCUCAAGAAAUUUCAAGUUAGGAAGGAGUAGCAGUUGUAAAGCGAGACUCAUAACUAGCGUGUCUUUAGAUCCAUUUGAGAGCCUGCACAGAAAAUUUUCUGCACUGAGAUAUGCUGCUGACUCAGAGAACUUGUCAAGAAAUGAGCCAAUUGCAAAGAAUGUUGAAAUUUCAGAUGGUGCAGAAAGUACCAGUGAUAGCACCUUCAUUUUGUCCAAAGAGGGAUGCACUGAUCCUCAGGAUGAGCAGCAACUCGCUGUUUGUGAGGAGGCAGAAACAAAGCCCGUUGAACCUGCAAAGAGUGUGAGAGAUGUUGGCUUGGAUCCAAUGGAGACUGAACUGAUAGACACUUUGAAGUGGCCUGAUGAAUUCAAGAGAUUACAAAGAGAGAUUGUUGAACUUUGGCAUGAUUGUAAUGUCUCAUUGGUUCACAGGACCUACUUCUUCCUUGUAUGUAAAGGAGAUCCAAAAGAUUCGUUGUUCGUGGAGGUAGAGCACAACAGACUGUCCUUUCUAAAGGAAACAUUUUCUAGGGGUAAUGAAUGUGUAGAAGACGGUAAAACUGUGUCCCGAGAUUCAAGCUUAAAGGCUCUACAAAAAGAGAGGUAUAUACUUAGCCAGAAAAUGCAGAACAAGCUCUCCAAGGAACAGAGACACAACCUAUUCCUGAAAUGGGGUAUUGGGUUAAAAACAAAGCAUAGGAGAUGGAAGUUAGCCAAUCUCUUAUGGAGUGAUCCAAAAGACUUGAACCAUGUAGCAGAAAGUGCUUCUGUCAUCGAGAAGCUGAUUAAUUUUACAAAGCCAGAGCACAUUUUAAAGGAGGCCUGUAGUCUCAGCCUCACAUCACGGCCCUCAAAAAAGAAGUUUAAAUUUUUUAGAAGCAAUGCUAAGUCUCUCCUGUAAGUUGAUUGUUGACAGCUCUAUCGGUAAUAUUUCCAUCUCACUUGUUGAUUUCUCAAUCUUCACUGAUUUUUUGUAUCUUAUUUUCUGGUUUGAUGCAGUUCUUUUUGUGAAAAAGUUGUAAACCUCAAGCUACAAAAAUGAUGUAUAUUUUUAAAGCUAAUAUCUCAAAGUGAGAUUUUUUUUCCUUUUUUAAAAA